This is a messenger RNA of Mollisia scopiformis, 2601 nucleotides long. RefSeq names its product FCH-domain-containing protein. The transcript is spliced from 4 exons. Bases 112 to 2307 code for a protein of 731 amino acids. Gene Ontology annotation, molecular function: protein binding. The record is from RefSeq and is a predicted model, not a curated record. Lineage: Eukaryota; Fungi; Ascomycota; Leotiomycetes; Helotiales; Mollisiaceae. Gene Ontology annotation, biological process: regulation of actin filament polymerization.
GUUCUUCCUUGAACAAAGUUGCAUAUAAGAGUUCGGACAUUAUGCGAUUGCGUUGUCCUACACAUUUCCCAUGAUCUUGAGGUUUUCCCCUUCACUGUUGCGGUGAUAAUCAUGGCUGAGGUCGAUAUCGCUCCCAACUUUGGGGUGGAGCUGAAGGAUGGUUUCAAACCGGUCAAUUCUUGGGUUCUGAGUGGGAUUACAUGGCUGGACGACAUACAGCAAUUUUACCGCGAACGAAGUGCUAUUGAGAAAGAAUACAGUGCAAAGCUCAAUGGUCUGGCAAAGAAAUACUACGAAAAGAAGGCCAAGAAGUCAAGCAGUCUGAGUGUAGGAGAUACACCUGCUAUGACACCUGGAUCAUUAGAGAGUGCUUCCCUUACCACAUGGACGACACAACUCACCACUCUCGAGUCUCGAGCGGCGGAACACGAUCGAUAUGGAAACGAAUGCAUCACUCAUUUGGCAGAUCCUCUAAAAGCUUUGGCGACUCGAUAUGAAGAACUCCGGAAGCGCCAUGCGGAAUACGCGGAUAAACUGGAAAAGGAAAGAGAUUCGAGCUAUGGAGAUCUGCGAAAGAUGAAGGGCAAAUACGAUGCGUCUUGCCAGGAAGUUGAGAAUAAGCGGAAAAAAUCCGAAUCGGCCUUCGAUUAUUCGAAGUCAAAAGCUCAAAAUGCCUACCAACAACAAGUUCUAGACAUGCAUAAUGUCAAGAACAGCUACCUAAUCGCGAUCAAUGUGACGAACAAGCAGAAGGAAAGAUAUUAUCACGAAUACGUUCCUGAUCUGUUGGACAGCUUGCAGGAUCUUUCGGAAUCUCGGACAAUCAAGCUCAAUGGCAUUUGGUCUUUGGCAGCACAGCUUGAGAACGGAAUGCUAACACGCAGUACCGAGUUUGUCAACCACCUCUCUCAAGAGAUACCACGAAAUCAGCCACAGUUGGACUCGAUGAUGUUUGUUAGGCAUAAUGUUGGUCCAUGGCAGGAACCAGCAAAUAAAGUCUUCGAGCCGAGUCCUGUAUGGCAUGAUGAUGAUCUUAUGGUUGUGGAUGAGACGGCAAAAGUCUUUCUACGAAACGUCCUUGGAAAGUCGAAAGCACAAUUGGGAGAUCUCAGAAGAGAGGUCGACAAGAAGCGGCGAGAAGUCGAGGGAGCUAAGCGAAUAAAGGAACAAAUUAGAGAGGGAAAGGACAAGAGAGACGAAGUGGAGUUGGUCAGAGCCAUUUUCGGAUUACAAGAGGAGCUACAUCAGGUAGACCAUAAACGAUUGACGGCUGAGGUUGAGACAUCGACAAUCACGGAAGCAGUUGGAGAUGUCACUUUGGGGGCGAAGAGUCAUAACUUCAAAUCACAAACGUUCAAAAUACCAACAAAUUGCGAUUUGUGUGGAGAAAGAAUCUGGGGUCUUUCUGCGAAAGGUUUCGAUUGCAGAGAUUGUGGUUACACAUGCCACAGCAAAUGCGAGAUGAAAGUUCCAGCUACUUGCCCUGGAGAACAGACCAAGGAAGAGAAGAAGACAUUGAAAGCCGAACGACAAGCAGCAGCCAAUUCGCUUAAGAGUCCAACUUCCACCUCUGGAGAUAGUAUUGCUGAGCUACCAACUAUGAGUCGCUCAAAUACAAUGAAUUCGUUGAGCUCAGGAUAUGCUGCCAGCGCACAUAGGUCUGUCUCUGGAAGUGGUCCUCGAUCACCAGCGGAAGAGACACCUCCCGAGAGGGCGAACUCUGUAAAGCCGAAUAUCAGUGCACCGAAUACACUGCGAAAGAACCGAGUCGUAGCACCUCCACCUUCGGCCUACAUAAGCGAACUCCCCGGUAGUGCUGUCACUACCAAUGGGUCAUCAGGUGGUUCCAAUGAGCAGAAGGGCAAAAUGCUUUACUCAUAUGAUGCGAAUGGUGAUGGGGAGUUGACAGUGUCUGAAGGCAAAGAAGUGGCCAUCCUCGAGCCAGAUGACGGAGGAUGGCUCAAAGUGAAAUCUGGCUUCAAAGAAGGACUCGUCCCAACAGCUUACGUCGAGAUCCUCGCCUCGGCUCCCCGCCCCUCAUCCAUCUACUCCAACUCAGGCUCGUCCAUGAACAGCAGCGUAACAACCAAGAAGCAAGGCCCAGCCGUAGCUCCCAAGCGUGGAGCCAAGAAACUCAAAUACGUAGAGGCUUUGUAUGAGUACACAGCUCAAAGUGACGCAGAACACAGCAUGGCCGAAGGAGAGCGAUUCGUGCUGAUUAAAGAAGACCCAGGGGAUGGCUGGGCGGAAGUCGAAAAGGGAGGCGUGACGAAGAGUGUCCCGGCCAAUUACGUGCAGGCUGCAUAGAAAAGAGAAAUGACCGAAAAGGACGAAGGAUGGCAAAAUGGGAGGGAGCAUGUAUAGGCGUUCAUUGGAUUUGGCAUUCGUAGCGCAGGGGGAUAUUCUUAGGUGGAGGGGUUCCUGGUUGUGGAGCUUUUUGUAGUGAGAGUGGCAAGUGUAGAUUCUGUAGGAAGCGAAUUUACUGAGUUACAAGAUGGUCUUUUUCCAUGCAACGUUCUUGGAGAUUGUGUUAGGUGUGUUCAGACAGUUAUGAGGUCUUGUUGCAUGUCCCGAUUCCCAAGUCAGCAACGGACACUAUGC